Molecule: messenger RNA, 1868 nt
Organism: Cucurbita maxima (winter squash)
Lineage: Eukaryota; Viridiplantae; Streptophyta; Magnoliopsida; Cucurbitales; Cucurbitaceae
Product: glycosyltransferase-like KOBITO 1
Exons: 11
Coding region: 73-1662 (529 amino acids)
Biological process (GO): response to abscisic acid; cellulose biosynthetic process
Source: RefSeq, a predicted model, not a curated record
AUAAUCAUUUAUGUUAGUUUCCCGGCUAUCGGAGAGUUACAGUUGGAAAUCUGAAGGAUCCUCGCCGGCGGCAUGAAUAUUCCGAACUACAAUCACUUGCAGACCCCACUUCGCCAGACUCAGCCGUCUUCCUCAUCCUCUACUUCCAGACUCCUUCUUCUUCUAACCUUCCUCCCUCUCACCCUUGCAGCUCUUGCUUUUGUCCUCCAAUGGCGCGGCGGACUCACCGAUCCCGCCACCCGCUGGUCCCCUCCGGGAUCCUACCAGUUCCCUGGCAUGGAAGCCUCGACCCUCUCCCCGAUUUCGCGCCACUCCACGCCUUCCGCUUCUGAUUGCCUCAAACUUGGCCGGAGUGUUACGCCAUCGUUCCCGUACUAUCAAGACUGGAAGUUCGAUCGCGGAUCGAAUUUGAAGCCCAAGAUAUGCAUUACAACAAGUACGUCAGCAGGAUUGGAGCAAAUCUUGCCUUGGAUGUUCUAUCACAAGGUCAUUGGGGUUUCACUCUUCUUUCUUUUUGUGGAGGGAAAAGCUGCAUCUCCUGAUGUGACUAGAGUUUUGCAGUCAAUUCCUGGAGUGAAGUUGAUAUUCAGAACAAGAGAGUUAGAGGAGCAGCAGGCAAAAAGUCGGAUCUGGAAUGAAACAUGGCUUUCUGGUUUCUUUUACAAGCCUUGCAAUUAUGAACUAUUUGUGAAACAAUCUCUCAAUAUGGAGAUGGCUAUUACUAUGGCAAGGGAUGCUGGCGUGGAUUGGAUAAUUCAUCUUGAUACUGAUGAGUUGGUACAUCCAGUCGGUGCUCAAGAGUACUCCUUGAGGCAGUUGCUGCAUGAUGUGCCUGGAAAUGUCGAUAUGGUUAUUUUUCCCAAUUACGAAAGCAGUGUUGAAAGAGAUGACAUAAAGGAACCUUUUACUGAGGUAUCAAUGUUCAAAAAAAACUUUGACCACCUGCCCAAGGAUACAUAUUUUGGCAUGUACAAAGAAUCAACUCGUGGUAACCCAAAUUACUUUUUGACUUAUGGAAACGGGAAAUCAGCUGCUCGAAUUCAAGAUCAUCUUCGUCCAAAUGGUGCACAUAGAUGGCAUAAUUACAUGAAAACCCCAAAUGAGAUUAAAUUGGAGGAAGCUGCCGUAUUACACUACACAUAUGCAAAAUUUUCUGACUUGACCUCUAGACGUGACCGCUGUGGGUGCAAACCUACCAAAGAUGAUGUUAAAAGAUGCUUUAUGUUGGAAUUUGAUAGAGCUGCAUUCAUAGUUGCUUCUACUGCAACCCAGGAGGAAAUCGUAGACUGGUACCGAGAACAUGUUGUGUGGGGCGACAAAGACGUAAAAAUAAAGUUGCUGAAGAAGGGCAUUUUAACACGAAUUAAUGCUCCUAAGGUGAUUAUACAGGGAUUAAGGGAGAGUGGCGUCUUCGAGUCUGUUAUUGCAUCUGCUUCUGAAACUCGUUCAAAGGAGAAAUUUUUAUCAUCCAUCUCUAUCUCUAGCAGUAACUCGAGCAAAGCCGUUGCAUCUCAAUCCCUUCCAUCUAGAAGUAACAAGUACCAAGCAACUGCAAGGAAGGCCCUGGGAAUUGAACCUGAUGAGUGGCAUCAACCCGCCGUUCCGCCACAAUCUCCUCCAGGAAUAGACGUAGAAACUCUCAACCUGGUAGGAGGUAUAUGAUUCUUGUAAAACCAACUCUCGUUACUUGGUCUCCGGUUUAUGGUGUAGAUUCUUUUUACUACCUUCAUGUUACAGUACUUGGCUACCAAGAGCUGUUAGGAGUGAGAAAGGAACAGCAGAUUAAGAAGCAUUCUUUCUUCCUUAUACAAACAAUACGUUGUGCUAACUAUGAAAUUAUGCAAUCAAUUUCAAGUAUGUUAUUUAAA